Candidozyma haemuli is the source of this 648-nucleotide messenger RNA. Its product is annotated as kinetochore-associated Ndc80 complex subunit. The transcript has a single exon. The record is from RefSeq and is a predicted model, not a curated record. Lineage: Eukaryota; Fungi; Ascomycota; Pichiomycetes; Serinales; Metschnikowiaceae. Bases 1 to 648 code for a protein of 215 amino acids.
AUGCUAGGAAGCCAACCUCAAGAGCUUAUUUAUUCCACGAUAGAAAACUUCGAAACUGAGCCUGAUAUUACCAGUUUAUCAAGGAUAUCUGAGACAAUCGUCAAGACCGAGGAGAAACGCAAUGCCAAACUUGAUCGUCUACAAAAGGGCAUCACAGCACUCGAAGAACAAUUGGCAGAAGCAAAAAGCAAACUUGAAAGUCUAAAUCAGCCAAGCGAUGCAUUCAAAGAGCAAGUCAGCGGGUUGGGAAAGAGUCCUCUAGAUCCAAACGAAAACACCUUCCAACUAAUAAACACCAAAUCUGGAGAACUCGACUCCAUGAAGGUGACAUUGGCUAAGCAACUUACAGAUAUUGAAUCACAAAUCAAUCAAUUACACAUGACGAAGAUGAACCUUACGAAGCAAAAGGACGAAUUUCUCCAGCAGAAGGAACAGGCACUUGCCGUGUCAGUGGCAGAAAACCAUAACUCAUCAAGCAUGAAAAUAAGCCUAUUUAGAAGCCUAGGGGUACAUGUUGACUCAGCAGAGAAAAGUGACAAGAUAGUGAUCUUUGACGAGAAGAAGAACCAGACUUCGGUGCUAGAUGUGGAUGAGAAGUAUUCUGAUUACUUCAUCUCCAACUACAUUUGGGAACGACUCGGAACGUAA